Messenger RNA from Meira miltonrushii, 2468 nucleotides. RefSeq names its product DUF590-domain-containing protein. Lineage: Eukaryota; Fungi; Basidiomycota; Exobasidiomycetes; Exobasidiales; Brachybasidiaceae. Gene Ontology annotation, molecular function: chloride channel activity. The record is from RefSeq and is a predicted model, not a curated record. Gene Ontology annotation, cellular component: cortical endoplasmic reticulum. Gene Ontology annotation, biological process: chloride transmembrane transport. The transcript has a single exon. The coding region runs from base 24 to 2414 and encodes 796 amino acids.
UGUGUAUUGCUAAGGAAGCAACAAUGUCUUCUCAAGCUGCACCUCCUCUUAAGAAUAUUCCACCAGCUGUUCCAGAAAAGGAUAACACAGCACCAGAAGUGGAUUUCGUAUUAGUAUUCCAAGCAAGAGAUCCAAAAUUAAUCAAAUCAAAGAAACAACCUUCUGCAUCUGAAACAAAUGCAAGGGUGGAAGAAUAUGAAAGACUAAUAAAAGCAAUCAGAUUGGUAGGAUUACAAAUCACUGCAAGACAAUCUUCACGUAAUGAAUCAGAUUUGAUCAUAUUCGUUCGUGCUCCCGAUCAAACAUUAGUUGCCAGUGGAAAAUUGGAAAGUUUACAUGAUUAUCUUCAUGGCGUAAAGAGUACAGUUGAACCUGAAGGCGUAAGCAGCUUAGCAAGAUCAUCCUCUUUAGGCAAAGAUGGAAUUCAUAGUCAAGCUGAACAAUUCAGUCCGGCUGAUCGUGUAAGAUUCGUCCAUGAUCUCUUAACCAGGCCAAAGCCGCAAGGAGCGAAUCUGUCAAUCGAGUCCAAAGAAUAUCCACAUUUGAAGGAUAUGACACCAAUUCAUAAUCCUGAUUAUAACCAUGGUUGGCUCAAAAGAUGGUCUGAUGUUAAAUCAGGCUUACAGAUCAGUAUCAAAGAAUUGGAUUCUAUUCGAUCCCAUUUUGGUGAACACAUUGCAUUGUACUACGGCUUUUUGAACUUUUACUUUCAAUCUUUAGCCUCAAUUGCGGCAGCUGGAUUUGCAUUCUGGGCAGCAGGCGCUCCCUUCCAUCCAAUAUACUCCUUACUUUUGGUUGGUUGGUCAUGCGUAUUUGUGGAAUUAUGGCGAAUGAAGGAACGCAAAUUAGCCGUUCGAUGGGGUACAUCAGGCGUUGGUCAUGUCGAUGCAAGAAGGAACGAAUUCAAGCCUAGAACCAUUCGCAAAGAUCCUGCUACAGGUGAAGAUCAAGAAGUGUUUGAAUGGUGGAGAAGAGAAUUGCGUGUUGCGUGCAGCAUUCCAGUCAUGCUAAUUUUUGCUGCUCUUUUGGGCGCAACGAUGACGACAAUAUUUGCAACUGAAGUCUUUGUUUCGAAACUCUAUGCUGGACCUGGAAAAGCACUCAUUCCCUUUAUUCCAACGGCCUUGUUUGCCGUAUGUGUUCCUCAGAUCAUGGCCGCAUGGCAAGCCACCGCUGCUGCUCUCACUUCAUGGGAGAAUCACUAUAGCGUUCGAACCCACCAAUCUGCUUUGACGAUCAAGAUGUUUGCCUUACAAGCUGUGGUUGCAUAUGGUGCAUUGACACUGAGUGCAUUCGUUUACAUUCCAUUUGGCCAACAGAUCAUGGAUGCGAUCGUUCAACAUGGCUUCUUUGCUUCUAGCUUACAAGCGGCCGAAGAUAGGGGAGACAUCAAACGUAAUCUGACAGGAUCUGUCAAAUUUGAAAUCAAUCCAAGUAGAAUGCACGCUCAAUUAUUCGCAGUCUUGACCACCAGUCAAGUGAUUGGUGCUUUCACCGAAACAGCAUUACCGUAUAUCUUGCACAAAGUGAACGAAUAUAGAGAAGCCAAGAAACAUAAAGACACAUCAGGAUCGAAAGCGUCCGUUGAAGGUAAAUUCUUGCACAGGAUCGAGGAAGAAUUAACUCUGCCAAAUUAUGACACAUUUGCAGAUUAUGCAGAAAUGGCAACGCAAUUUGGCUAUAUCGUUCUUUGGUCAGUCAUUUGGCCUUUGGCUCCAGUGAUGGGAUUCAUCAACAACUUUUUCGAGCUGCGAUCUGAUGCAUUAAAGAUGACAGUCAACGCUCGUCGUCCUGUACCCGUUCGAGCUGAAUCGAUUGGACCUUGGUUGGAAGUGUUGGGAUUUUUGGCAUGGCUAUCUGCAAUGUUAAAUGCUUCUCUUAUUUACCUCUUCCAGCCCUCUCCUGAAGCACAUUUGGCCGGGCAUUCACCUUAUGAAACCGUUUUACGAUCUCAUUUGCAUCCAGGAGGUGCGGAUGGAGUUACACCGGGAAAGGUCGUUGAUUCGAUUGUUUAUCCAUCCGAUCCAGCUCAUUCACCACGUUCUCCUUUAUCAUUCUCAAGAUUACUUCCAUCCAAUUUACCUACUUCGGGUACUGCAGGUGCGCUUGUUGCAAGUUUAUUGUUAGCAUUGGCAGCCGAACACAUUUAUGGAAUCAUGAGAAGUGUAGUUCGACAUAUUUUAGAAAGAGCACUUUGGCGUGAUAGUGAAGAAGAAACACUAUUGCGCAAACGUGAAUUCCAAACACGCAGAGAUGCAUUGGAAAGAAGUGGAAUGGGAGCUGCUGCUGUUGAUGCAUUAAAGGCUGCCGCUCCAACCCAUAUUGGAGCACCUGAAAAUGAUCAAAAAGCAUUUUGGCGUGGAGCUGAAGAAGAAGGAAAACUUGUUAUUCAACAAAGCAGUAAAAGUCAAUAGAUCCCCUUCUUGUCAUCUCUCUUUCUAGCAUCAUUAGAAAUCAUUGCAAUGGAA